Messenger RNA from Hypomesus transpacificus, 1999 nucleotides. RefSeq lists its product as uncharacterized. NCBI's taxonomy places the organism in Eukaryota, Metazoa, Chordata, Actinopteri, Osmeriformes, Osmeridae. The record is from RefSeq and is a predicted model, not a curated record. The transcript has 11 exons. Bases 46 to 1872 code for a protein of 608 amino acids.
GGCCUGCAGUGGGUCUGCCUGUGAGGAAAGCACCAGGAGGCUAACAUGGCAGAGACUAACCUGAAGAUCAGUGGAGGAGCAGUGAGGUUCGGAGCCACGUACGGAGGCAACAGGCUCUUCUCCGGGAGGAGUCUGGGUGGAGGAGGAGGAGGUGGUGCAGGAGCUGCUCUCUCUAGGUCCUUUGGCCUGGGAGGAGGCGCGGGGCUGGGGAUGAGAGCAGGAGGUGGGCUGGGGGGAGGCCUUGGACUGGGGCUGGGGAUGGGUGGUGGUGGAGGAGGUGGUGGAGGGGGUCUUGGUCUGGGAGGGGGUCUUGGUCUGGGCAUGGGCGGCGGGGGCGGCCGAGCAGCCUUCAGGGCUGGGGUCGCCCCUCUCAGGGCUCGUCUUGGCGGCCGGGUUUUCAAGAUCGGCAGCUACGGCUUCAACCCCUCCUUCCUGGGCUCCAGCACCACGGUGGAUGCUGGCGUCAGCCCCGUGCCCAGCGUGGAUCCCUCGCUGCCCUCGCUCGACACCGUACAGGUCACCCGACUGAAGGAGAAGGAGGAGCUGCAGGUCCUCAACGACAAGUUUGCCACCUUCAUCGACAAGGCGCGGUCUCUGGAGCAACAGAACGCCGUUCUGAAGGCCAAGAUUUCGAUGUUCACCAACCCGGAACAAGGUGGGCCGGCUAGCACCUCCAUCCUCCUCACCUCCGCCAUCGGCACCUACAAGACCCAAAUCGACAGCCUGUCGGCCACCAAGGAGUCUAUCAUCGCUGAGAUCGAGCACUACAGGAGCGUGAUCGACGACGUCCAGAGCAGGUACGAAGAGGAAGCGGCACAGACCAAGUCCCUGGAGAUUGACUGGACCACCCUGAAGGAGGAGGUGGACCACCUGUACCUGAGCAUCUUCGAGCUGCAGACCAGCAUCGGCGGACUGGAGGACCAGAUCUCUCUCUCCAAGCAGGUGUACGAUGCUAAAGUGAAGGAGGUGAGGAACAUCGUGACAGGCAGUGUGAAGUCGGCCUUCUCCAUCUCCGUGGACAACACGGCUCAGGCCCAGGACCUGACCUCGGCCCUGGCAGACGUCAAGUCCCACUACGAGGCCCUGGCCCAGCGCAGCAAGCAGGAUGCUCUGCUCUCUGUACAGGACAGCAUUUCCAUGAUGUCGCUGUCGUCCCAGCCCAGCAACCAGAGCCUCACUCAGUCCAAGGAGGAGCUGCGAGUCUACAAGCUCCAGAUCGACUCAGUUCAGAGAGAGAUCGACAGACUCAAAUCCCUGAACAUCCAGAUGGAGUCCCAAGUGGAGGAGGCCGAGUCUCACUCCUCGUCCCACUCAGAGACCUACCAUGAGCAGCUGCUCACCCUCCGGUCCCAGCUGGACGACAUCCGCAAGCAAAUCACCCAUUACGGACAAGAGUACCAGGAGCUGCUGGCCAGCAAAAUGUCCCUGGAUGUGGAGAUCACAGCGUACAAGAAACUUCUAGACAGCGAAGAGAGAAGGAUCAACUCAGGUGGGGGCGUGACGGUGCACAUGUCCAAGACAGCGACCGGUGGAGGUCUAGCCCUUGGAGGAGGAGGGGGUGGUGGAGGUCUGGGUGGAGGAUACGGAUUGGGAGGAGGUUUUGGCGGGGGUUACGGUGGUCUGGGAGGGGGGCUAGGAGGAGGGUUGGGUGGUGGGUUCGGAGGCCUGGGUGGUGGUGGUGGGUACGGAGGACUGGGUGGUGGUGGUGGUGGGUACGGAGGAGCGUUAGGAGGGGGUGGUGGGUUCGGAGGGGGACUAGGAGGUGGAGCCAGCUCAUUCGGAGGGGGACUAGGAGGUGGAGCCAGCUCAUUCGGAGGGAGCAGCCACAUGUCAAGCCUGAGCAGUAGCGCACUCUCCUCCACAGUCUACUGAAGUCCUGCUAGAUCUGCAGACACAGAACAGGGGAAACUGUCGCACCACCUGAAAUCAAAUAUGAUUUGACUAUCUACAGACUGUACCAUAACCCAGGAUUUGUAAUAAAUAAAGGAAUUUAAUCGCA